GAUAUGAUAGUACAAGGUAUGUUGUUAUCGGUAAAACAGAAUUUGUUUACAUCUUAGCAAGGAAGGUCGGCAUUUUACUGGCAAUCUUCUGCUUAUCGUUGUACUACUUUACAUUACGAUCGUACCAGCUGAGUUGAAAACAGGUCAUCUUACCAUAACCAAACAAGUUUGCUGAAUUAAAUACUUUGAACUAAACUUAAAAAUUAUUCAUGGAGGAAUGAAGUCCCUAUAGAAAGAGUGGUUCCUAUAACGUAUUUAGGCCUAAGUAUUAGUUCCUACCAGCACAGGUCUAUUAGUAUUUGGCUCUUCCUCUUGUUGUAAUUGGACUAGAUAAAAUCUAAUCAUGAAGCCAGCAGAAACUUGCCGAAUCUUCAUCGUAUUCAGCAUGUUGUCAGUUUCUUCUCCAGCUAUCUUUCAACCUCCUGAGCCUGAGGACCCGGCAAAAGAUGAUUCAGGGAAUCCCGAUGCACCUUGGCAUUCUGACUGGGCUGAAGUUGUUGGGUGCAAGAAAGGGGAGACGCAAUCUCGUUUUCCCGACUGUUGGUGCGGUCAGUAUGCCAAAAUUGUGCGAGAAGACGAGGUGUCUUUGGAAGAAUUGGAAGGUGAAUCAGAAUGGUAUUAUUCAAAGUUUCGCAAGAAUAAAAAGAUCUACUACAUCUGUCUACCAUGUUCGUCAUGUCCGGAUGGUGUACUAAUGACGGGAAAAUGCAGACAGGAUAAGGACACAGCAUGCAAUCUAGACCGAUGUGUUAAUCCCAAUCAUUUCUUUGAUCAUGGUAAAAAGGCAUGUGUUCCAAACCCCACUGAACCACCCGAUAUCUUGGAACAAACUAAAGAUUCUUCGAGUGACAUUUUGAAGAAAUCCACUAACAGAUUAGAUGAAGACAAUUAUUUCACCAGCCAUCAUACAGUGACAGAUGAACCGAGGAGGGAUGAGCUUCUCCAAGAAAGACUUUGGUAUCAGCACCCCGUCGUCAUCAUCCUUGUCGCUUUUCUUGUCGCUUUUGUAGUAAUUAAUAUCCUUUUUGUCACCUUUCAUCGCAAACGAAUAAGGUAUCGAACCAUGAGCCGUGUUCCAAGUAACUUAUCCACAUCCACGCAGACAGGUUGUACGUGUAUGCACGAGACGUUUGUUUGAUCAUCAUGGAGAAAGCCACCAUACUCCGUGGAUUCAAUACAAUUUCUAGGACAAUGAAUUUCAUAAUAAUGCUGCCAUCUCGAAAUUUUUGGUAUGAUACUUUACAUCAUUGUGAAAAUGGAAUAUAUCAUGAUUAUAGCACUUUAAAAAUCUUGAUUGUUUCUGUUUGUGGUAACUCCCGUAGGAACUCGGCAGGACAGCAUUUUGCUGGUAAACGCCAAGCUGGUAUAUAACCAAUUACCUAUGAAACAUUUCUACUUAUCGAUACUUCAGCUUUGAAUGUUGGCUAUGAAAUAAGCAUCAAAACUUCG
Molecule: messenger RNA, 1449 nt
Organism: Lytechinus variegatus (green sea urchin)
Lineage: Eukaryota; Metazoa; Echinodermata; Echinoidea; Temnopleuroida; Toxopneustidae
Exons: 4
Coding region: 344-1138 (264 amino acids)
Source: RefSeq, a predicted model, not a curated record